UUGGCCUCCACGCCGGAGCAGCUCAGAGUAUACAGACUUCGCUAGAGGAGAAACAGCCGGGAGAAGAGCAGGGCUGAAAUCAAAAUCAAAAGUUUAGAGCCGUGUUCUUUUAGACUGCCAACACUUACAAAGAUCAUAACAGAUCAAGAUAUAUUCGUUUUAUCUUAUUUUUGAGUUGUUUUGCUUGUUUCAAUAACUUUUUAUUCCUCGGAAAAGUUUGCUUCGGGACAAGGAGUGUAACCAAAAAGGGACUUGAAGUUUGAACCCGCCUGCUGUUGGUAGGCUCCCUGUCACUCUUUGUAUUAAAUCAGUAAUAAACUGACAGAGGACUAAGGUAAAUCGGGAGUGUAAGUGAAACGACUUGCUUGGGCCAAAAAAAAAAAGUUUUGGUUUCUCUUUCUAUGUCUACUAAGAUGGAAACUACUUUCUACGACGACUCUCUGAGCGGCGGGUUCUCUCAGCACGACGGCGCUGCGUUUGGAUACAACGCCAAAGCGCUGAAGCACAGCAUGACGCUGAACCUCUCGGACCCGAGCAGCGCGCUCAAGCCGCACCUGCGGCCCAAAGCCAAUGAAAUUCUCACGUCGCCGGACGUCGGCCUGCUCAAGCUGGCCUCUCCAGAGCUCGAGCGCCUUAUCAUUCAGUCCAGCAACGGUUUGAUCACCACGACUCCCACGCCCACACAGUUCCUGUGCCCGAAAAAUGUCACGGACGAGCAAGAGGGCUUCGCCGAGGGCUUCGUGCGAGCGCUGGCCGAGCUCCAUCACCAGCACAUGCCGCCCAGCAGCGUCACCACGACCCCUCAAACUACAAUCAACAACUCCAUGGCACCCGUGUCGUCGAUGGCGGGCGGAGCUGUGUACUCGACUGUGCGUUCGGAACCUCCGGUGUACGCUGACCUGAGCACGUUUAACCCGGCUAUCACCACGGCACCGAGCUUCACCAGCGCCAAUCCGGCCAUGAGCAGCUACACGACCACAUCUAUGCCGCCACCACCACCGCAGCAGCAGCAGCAGCACACCCUGGCCGUACAGCACCCGCGACUGCAGGCGCUGAAAGAGGAGCCGCAAACGGUGCCCGAGAUGCCCGGGGAGACGCCGCCGCUCUCGCCCAUCGACAUGGAGAGCCAGGAGCGCAUCAAGGCCGAGCGCAAACGCAUGCGCAACCGCAUCGCCGCUUCCAAGUGCCGCAAGAGGAAGCUGGAGAGAAUCUCCCGCCUGGAGGACAAGGUCAAGACGCUCAAGUCGCAGAACUCGGAGCUGGCAUCCACCGCCAACAUGCUGCGCGAACAGGUCGCCCAGCUCAAGCAGAAAGUCAUGAACCACGUCAACAGCGGCUGUCAGCUCAUGUUGACGCAGCAGCUGCAGACAUUCUGAAAAGGGCGAGAGAGGACACAUGGUGUUGUCGCGUAACAGACUGAAAGGACACGCUAACCAGAGGUGACAGGCCGGUAAAAGCAUCUCUUCUGGCAAUAGUCCACCAGGACCGGGAACUGUGUGAUAGCGCCUUUUGCGCUUUGGCGCGUAAAAGGAUGUCCGGAUUGGAGUUGAAAACUCCGACUGCGUCCACUGGUGACAUACCGGGCACCACAGGACAGCAUGAGAGCCUCGCACUGUUACAUGUUGUUUCUUCUUUUUUUCCUAAUGACGACAAAAAGAGACUCAACCUUGCUCACUUUUGACCAAGUUGCGCAUGGACCUAAGCUUUACAGGAGCACUCAGUAUUAGAAGAGAAAAAGAGAACUGUGAUAGGAACGUUGUCGCCUGUACUGGCGCGCCAAAAGCAGGAAGUUGCGUCCACAUAAAGUCUGAAAACUUUUUGACAAAAGCUGCCUGACUUCUAAGUUGCAAUGUACCUUUACUGCUCUUAAACUGAAUCAAAUUGACAUUGAGUUAGUCGAGCUUUAGCAGUUUCUUUUUCUAAAAAGUUUUUUUUAAUGAGGUUUCACUCAUUGUUAUGUGUAAAUAAAGACAAAGAGGAGUACUUAAGUUUACCAUUUGUAAUUAAAGUACUACAUAAUUUUUUUUAUGUUUGUUUUCUGGCAUCAUCAGAAACUAAUCAAUAUUUAUGAACUGUAAUAAAAGUAUGACGAACGAAAACAAUGUCUCUUGUCU
Clarias gariepinus (North African catfish) is the source of this 2114-nucleotide messenger RNA. It is a transcript of the gene jun, whose product is annotated as Jun proto-oncogene, AP-1 transcription factor subunit. Gene Ontology annotation, biological process: regulation of cell population proliferation; regulation of cell cycle; regulation of transcription by RNA polymerase II. Gene Ontology annotation, molecular function: transcription factor binding; RNA polymerase II cis-regulatory region sequence-specific DNA binding; DNA-binding transcription factor activity, RNA polymerase II-specific. The record is from RefSeq and is a predicted model, not a curated record. Bases 402 to 1376 code for a protein of 324 amino acids. Lineage: Eukaryota; Metazoa; Chordata; Actinopteri; Siluriformes; Clariidae. The transcript has a single exon. Gene Ontology annotation, cellular component: transcription regulator complex.